Molecule: messenger RNA, 3682 nt
Organism: Tachyglossus aculeatus (Australian echidna)
Lineage: Eukaryota; Metazoa; Chordata; Mammalia; Monotremata; Tachyglossidae
Gene: RBBP5
Product: RB binding protein 5, histone lysine methyltransferase complex subunit
Exons: 14
Coding region: 59-1675 (538 amino acids)
Cellular component (GO): Set1C/COMPASS complex
Molecular function (GO): protein binding
Source: RefSeq, a predicted model, not a curated record
GCGCGGCGGGGAGCGCUAAGCGGGGGCGGCGGCGCCUGCACCGACACCGGCCGACGACAUGAACCUCGAGCUGCUCGAGUCCUUUGGGCAGAACUACCCAGAGGAGGCCGAUGGGACCCUGGACUGUAUCAGCAUGGCCCUGACCUGCACGUUCAACAGGUGGGGCACCUUGCUCGCGGUUGGCUGCAACGAUGGCCGCAUUGUCAUCUGGGACUUCUUGACGAGGGGGAUAGCGAAAAUCAUCAGCGCACACAUCCACCCCGUCUGUUCUCUGUGCUGGAGCCGAGACGGUCACAAGCUUGUCAGCGCCUCAACUGACAAUAUCGUGUCCCAGUGGGACGUCUUGUCGGGAGACUGCGAUCAGCGCUUUCGGUUCCCCUCACCCAUCCUGAAAGUCCAGUAUCAUCCCCGAGACCAGAACAAGGUGUUGGUCUGUCCCAUGAAAUCAGCCCCUGUGAUGUUAACGCUGUCCGAUUCCAAGCACGUGGUCCUCCCUGUGGACGAUGACUCCGACCUAAACGUGGUGGCAUCGUUUGACAGGCGAGGAGAAUACAUCUACACCGGCAACGCCAAGGGGAAGAUCUUGGUCCUAAAAACAGAUACUCAAGAUCUCGUUGCCUCCUUCAGAGUGACAACAGGAACCAGCAACACCACAGCCAUAAAGUCAAUAGAGUUUGCUCGGAAGGGAAGUUGCUUUUUAAUAAACACAGCCGACAGAAUAAUCAGGGUGUAUGAUGGAAGAGAAAUUUUAACCUGUGGACGAGAUGGAGAGCCGGAGCCUAUGCAGAAGCUGCAGGAUUUAGUCAACAGGACCCCGUGGAAGAAGUGCUGCUUCUCUGGGGACGGAGAGUACAUAGUGGCAGGCUCGGCCCGGCAGCACGCCCUGUACAUCUGGGAGAAGAGCAUCGGCAACCUGGUGAAGAUCCUCCACGGGACCAGAGGAGAGCUCUUGUUGGACGUGGCGUGGCAUCCCGUCCGACCUAUCAUAGCAUCCAUUUCCAGUGGAGUGGUCUCUAUUUGGGCUCAGAAUCAAGUGGAAAACUGGAGUGCCUUUGCACCAGACUUUAAAGAGCUGGAUGAAAAUGUGGAAUACGAAGAGAGGGAAUCAGAGUUCGAUAUCGAAGACGAAGAUAAGAGCGAGCCAGAACAGACAGGUGCGGAUGCGGCAGAGGACGAAGAGGUCGACGUCACUAGUGUAGAUCCGAUAGCCGCUUUCUGUAGCAGUGACGAGGAGCUGGAGGAUUCUAAGGCUUUGUUGUACCUACCCAUCGCUCCUGAGGUGGAAGACCCGGAGGAAAAUCCCUACGGGCCCCCACCCGACGCAGUGCAGACAGCCCUGAUGGAAGAGGGGGUCUGCUCGGAGAAGAAGAGGCAGUCUUCAGUGGAUGGACCCCAGCCACCAAAGAAGAAACCCAAAACAACCAACAUAGAGCUGCAAGGAGUCCCUAACGACGAAGUCCAUCCACUCCUGGGUGUGAAAGGGGAUGGUAAAUCCAAGAAGAAGCAAGCCGGCCGGCCUAAAGGAUCUAAAGGUAAAGAGAAAGAUUCCCCAUUUAAACCGAAACUCUACAAAGGGGACAGAGGUUUACCUCUGGAAGGAGCAACGAAGGGUAAAGUGCAGGCGGAGCUCGGACAGCCUCUGACAGCAGGGGGUGCCAUCUCAGAACUAUUAUGAAGACAUUCUACGCUCACCCACUGCUCUCUUCUCAACCCUGCUGCCCACAGCAGACUCCGGACAUUGUGCUUUGUCAGAGAACAGACUGACUUUAAAACAAACCAGAAAGACUCCUAGCUCCUUCUCAAACGGUGAGAGGGAGCAGCUCUUUCAGAAUGAAGUAUGGAAGCGGAAUGUUACCCCAUCCCAUUCUUUCAGAAAGUAAAAGCUGACACGGACUUUAGGAAAGAAGAUUUCAGAGACCUUGGAAUCUCCCUUCUGGUUUGCUGACUUGCGUAGACUUUUAAAUGCUUAAUUUGGUCGCUGGAGAAAUCGCCAUCCUUUUGUUCGCAUGACCUUACAUGAGUUUUCCAUUCAGAAUCUGCCCUCUGUUAUCCCUUUUGCGCACUCAGUGCCUGCCAUUUUUUUAAUAAGUGAAUUGUCAUUGUGUCCUAUUUCCGUGGCAGUCCUCUAGAAGAAAAACUGCCCUCCCUCCCCAUCUCCCAUUCUCUACUUCCUCCAAUUUUUUAUCCCAACUUGUUUGGUCUUCUGGGUUUCCACCCUUAUAUGGAGAAAGUAGGAGACAAGAGUGCUGAAACCUGAACAGCACAGAAGGUUGUUUGUCCUUUUGUAAAGGGAAGAGGAUAAUAAAUCUAUCCCAGCUAACUUUUUGCCCAAGAGGGUGAAGAGAAAAUGUUUCUUUUGCUCUCUCUCUUUUCCUUCUGGCCUCUCAGCGUCAGUUCAGGCUCACUAAUCAUGUUUCCUGAGGACAGCUGGCUUCAUUUGGGCCCACUUAUUGUUGCUCUGAAUUCGUGGUUGGAGAAGAAAUCAAAAGACCUGCGUCUCCAGACAUUCUUUUUCCUCCUUUUAAAACAGAAAAUAAACAAAUGAAAAAGCAAUGCAGAGUCUAGGACAGAGCUUUGAAAAAUCAACCCACCCAAAGCUCGAAUCCAGGAUCAAGUUGAAACCGUAUGUGUUUUUUAAAUGUCACCCUCUUUGAGCUGUAUUCCUCCCGUUGAGCCACAUUCUUUCUAAAAACGCUGUCUUGGCUCUUAAGACUUUCCCUGCAGCUCAGGAAGAAGCAGUGAAUGAAAUAAAUGAAUAAAUAUGGCACCUGACAGAGAAAAGGCAUCAAGGAGCCCUCUGAGAAAGCUGGGCAGGGUAGUAGGGCUCAGGCCGUUUUAUAUCACGUCCUUUCCCACAAGCUUCCAGUUGCUUGAAUGAGCAGGUUUUGGGGCCAGAUUUUCCCCGAGAACCUCACAGGCAAGCAGCUUUAGAAGUGCAGGUUCUGGAGCAACAGAGCCAGCAGGGAGGUGAGCGAUGGUUUCUGUUACUGGAUCGGCAAGCAACAACUGGAAAGCUAAGAUGCUAGGAAGACGCUCUUCCCCCGGCACUUAAACAGUCCCAGUCAGUCCCCCCAGCCCCUCCGAGGCUGGCUCAGAACAGUCCCAGCCCCAAAUAUCACCUUCUGUUUCCUGAUACAGCUUAAUUCUUCACACCCCUAACAGAAGCCUGUGGGUUAGUGGAGGGAUCCGGGCCACGUUCUCGUGGUACAAAGUCUCUGAGCUUCAAACACGAGAGAAGCCAGAAUUUGGAACAGUGGACACAUCUGGUCCCGGCCUUGCCUUAGUCGGCCCCUCCCAGUUCCUCCAUGAGUUUCUUUGCCUUUCCUUCCCCUGAUGAUCUACACUGGCCUUUGCCACUUUUCCUCCCAAUCCCUACAGGCCCUGAGAGCCUCGACCUGGAAACAUUUAAUCAACAAGUUGUUCAGGUGACGGCUUUCUGGCUUUGGUUUUUUAAUUGUCCCCAACUCCCAAAGACCGCUGUUUUCUGUCAAAGUCGUCAACAUCUGUACAGUGUAUGUGUAUAUUAUCGCGUAGUUUUUUUUUUCAUGACUUUUGUUGGUUUUAAAAACGCUGUAGUUUUUGUCCCACGUGAAGGUGGUCUGUUGGGUAGUUCUUGCUGGGGAGCCAUAAAAGUGUGAACAUCUCUGCUUUGUAAAUAAAAACGGCUGUUUUACUUAAUGGA